This is a messenger RNA of Musa acuminata subsp. malaccensis (wild Malaysian banana), 3402 nucleotides long. RefSeq names its product dual specificity protein phosphatase PHS1-like. Gene Ontology annotation, biological process: response to abscisic acid; cortical microtubule organization; protein dephosphorylation. The record is from RefSeq and is a predicted model, not a curated record. Gene Ontology annotation, molecular function: protein tyrosine/serine/threonine phosphatase activity. Lineage: Eukaryota; Viridiplantae; Streptophyta; Magnoliopsida; Zingiberales; Musaceae.
CGGACGAGGGUUUGGUAGCACAUUUGCCAUUCGAAAUCGGCUACAUUUUGAGAGCGUUUCUUUAUCUUUAGGUUUCCGGGAGUUCUCGAGUAGUUUGCUGCGUACACAGUACUGUAAAGUCUACUCUCUCCGCCAUCCCCGGUUUUGAUAAGGGAAUCGUACCACUUUCCCCCGGGAAAAGGUGGGGGUCUUCUCCCUGCCGUUGCCUUCGUUGGCCCCCUGCUUUUGAAUCCGAAGGGGAGAGAUUUAAAAAAGAAACGGGAGAAAAGGCGAAGUAAAUCACCAUCAAGAUCCCAGACGCCACUCCCCCUUGUCAUGGCAGAAGAGGAGCAAAAGGAAGAGAAGCUCUUCCCUCCCAUCAUCACCCCAAAGGGACUUUUCUUUCCGGAAAUCGACGGAGAGAGGGAGCGCAUACUCUCUUCUCGUGUAAGCGUGAUUUCUUUGCUGUGGGGAGAUUUAACUGGAUCAGUUGAGAAAUGGGUAGCGCUGGUCCGUAAGCGAAGCGGGCGAUUCCCGCCGUCAGGCUUCCCGCACCGGCAUCCCAAGAGUGAAACAAUGUUUGAUGCGUGCCCGAUUACUAAUCGUCAGCGAAGUAUUGAAAUACCAGAUAUGCAAGAAUUAAGUUGUGAUUUACUUAAUAAACAAAGAUGUGGCCAACCUCCAGAAAUGAGUUUGUGGGGAAGACUAGGAAAUGCUUCUGUUUUGGACAUUGAAACCAGUAACUUCUCCUGGGAUGCUUUGUCAUCUCUGCAUCAUACAGAGCAUACAAGCAGCAGUGAGCAAUCUGAGGAUGAAAUGAACAAGGCUAUGGAGGUGACUGUCAAUUCUGGAGGAGUUGUUUUCUUUGCUUUGUUCAGCUCUAGUGCUGAUCUAUCUACACAUGAAGCAGCAGCAGUUAUAAAGAUUGCAUCCUCCAGGAUGGCCACACAGUCAGAGCGCUUGGGUUAUGAAUUUGGGAAAUGGCUUGGAGUGCAUACACCUCAGGCAAGAGUGGUACAUAAUUCUAACCCUGAAUGGCAUCAGAUUAAGUAUGCUACAGAAAAAGCACGAGAUGCAGCAGUUUCAGCUGGAGAUGAAGUUGGUGAAAUAACUUGUUCAGAGUUGUUAGAAGCUCUUGAAUUGAGUCGAUGCCUCUUCCUGAUGAAUUAUGUGCAUGGCUCCCCUCUUCUUGAGAGUUCAAAUGCAUUUCAAAAUCGGGAAGCCGCUAUGAGAGCUGCAGCAGCACUUGGCAGGGUUCUGAUGUUAGACCUUAUACUUAGAAAUGAGGAUAGACUCCCUUGCCGUCAACUAGGGUGGCGCGGCAAUUAUGCAAAUCUCUUAAUUGCCGAUAAGGUGACAUCUGGGAAUAUGGAUGCACUGCAUGAAGGGAGUUCUGCUGCUAGAAGUUAUGCACCACAGGUAACAAGGUUUCUACAGAAAGAGAGAAGAAUGGUUCCCCCUACCUCUGAACCUUCAUGUCAGAGCUCAGAUGUUUUUUAUGAGUUCAGCAACAAAUUGGUGAAGAAAGAAAUAGUGAAUAAUGACAGCAAUGGUGAUUUUCAUGUUGUGGCCAUUGACUCUGGGGUUCCUCGACGACCACCUGCAGGAAAACGUGCAAAAGAUCAUGAAAGAUAUCCAAAACUCAUCGAACUCUUACUUAACAAUGUAGACUACUCUUCCAACCUGUUAUAUGAGAUAUCUGGAGGUAGACUGGGACAUCCUGGACCUGGUGAGGCUAAUUCAGUCAGUGAUUCAUGUUCUUCCCUUGAUGAUACCGACAUGGCAGCUGUUGUUCAUGAGUUUCGAGGAGGAUUUCGUGCAGCUCUUAGGGACCUUCAAAGUUUUCAUUUAUUUCUCCUUACCCUCUACCAGAAAUUGGAUGGCCUUCUACGAGUGUUUCUGUCAAUAAUUAGUAAAAGUUCUGGAGAGUCUGACAGAGAUGAUAUGGGCACUUUGGAUUCACCAUCUCACUCAGCUGGAUUUGGUUACAGUACUCCCUCACCUGCAUGCAAGCAACACAUUGCAAAUGAAGUAAAUGUGGAAUCAACUGAUUCCACAUUGCAGAAAGCUACUACAAAAUCUUCAUCCGCAGGAUCACGGGGAAGUCCGGAAUCGGUUUCUCCCGUUUCUCGUGAAAACUGGAAUGGGAGGUACUUCAAAGGAAGUGAAGAACAUUCUCAUAGUCUUCGAUUGACAAUGAAGCUUCGUGACUUUCACAAAUUUGCAAAGGUAGACACUGAACUGAACAAAGAGAUUGAGCUGUGGAAUGGACUGCUUCGAGCAGAUGUGGUUAAGUUUUGCCAGGAAAAGAAUUUCAAUACAGGAUUCUUUGAGGGCAGUGAUAAUAAUAUUGCUGUUGAUGCUUACGAGUUGAAGGUCCGACUUGAACAUAUACUCGAAAGGAUAGCUCUGAUUUCUGAUGCGGCAAGUACAGAGAGGCCAUCUCUUGUUACAAAUAACUUGUUUAUUGGUGGGGCUCUUACUGCAAGGUCAAUGUACACCCUUCAAUACUUGGGCAUCACACACAUUCUCUGCUUGUGUUCGAAUGAGACUGGACAGUCAGAAUCUCAAUAUCCGGACCUUUUUCAGUACAAGAACUUCUCGAUAGGUGAUGAAGAAGAUACAGACAUCAGUGAUAUCUUUGAGGAGGCUUCAGAUUUUAUUGAUCAUGUUGAGCAAUCAGGAGGAAAAGUUUUGGUUCACUGUUUUGAGGGAAAAAGUCGCAGUGCAACUGUCGUCCUUGCUUACUUAAUGCUAAGAAAGGGAUACACACUAUCUGAAGCAUGGAACACGCUGAAGAAGGUUCACCGCCGAGCUCAGCCGAACGAUGGCUUUGCCAAAAUUCUGUUAGAUCUUGAUAGAAGGAUACACGGAAAAACUUCUAUGAAUUGGCAGCACAAGAGACCUGUGAUGAAGGUGUGCCCGAUCUGUGGAAAGAAUGCUGGUCUGAGCACAAGCUCACUCAAACUCCAUCUUCAGAAGUCUCACAGAAGAAUUUCCGCAGGGAGUGUCGACAGUGCCAUGAAAAUGGAAAUACAGAAGGCCAUGGAGGUGCUCAAGAUUAGCCGUGGCAGCAGUGUCAGCCCGACUCAGAAGCAGUCUCAAUCAUUGACUGACAGCUUUUAGCAUCGGAUGUGCUCGCAAUUCCAGAAGAAAAUAUGGGGUUUAACAGUCCAUUAUGUUGUAAAUGUGUUAUCAUGCAGCACUGCUUCAUGGGGAUCUCUUGUGCAGUGUUCAAGUUAUAUUUCUUUUAUUCUUUUGUAUCAUUGUGGUUAUUUAAAAAAGUAGGAAGUCAAUAAAUACAAGCAUUUGUGUAGAAAAUUUAUAGAUAGAUAUUAGAGAUCUAUCAAUCAUUAUUGUAUUCAAGACUAACCACCUUUGUAAUGUGAAGUUUUGGCCAUUAAAGUUGGCCUUCAAGCUGUU